Spirometra erinaceieuropaei is the source of this 2098-nucleotide messenger RNA. NCBI's taxonomy places the organism in Eukaryota, Metazoa, Platyhelminthes, Cestoda, Diphyllobothriidea, Diphyllobothriidae. The record is from the annotation of a GenBank genome assembly.
AUGUCCGAGCAACGUAAGCAGGUUUGUGAGCCAGGAUCACCUUUCAGAGAAGCCAUGUUGAACUGAGCUGAUGUGACGGCUCUCUUAUAUUCUGGCAUCUGGGUCAUUGCUUUUACAUGCUAAAACAGGAAUUCCUCAAUACCGAUUCCUAUGAGUAAGUCCCAGUAGCCCAGUUCGUUUGCGUGGUGGUGGUGGUGUUGGUGGUGGUGUUGGUGGUGGUGUUGGUGGUGGUGUUGGGGGUGGUGGUAGUAGUGGUGGUGGUGGUGGUUGUAUGGGUCGUGUGUGGCACAUGUAGACGAACUGUUUCAGCACUGUUCAGCAUGCCUGCCCCAUAUCCACAUCAAAUGCCUUAUCGGUCCAGAGUGUUGUCUGAUGUCCGGAAGAGUAAAUGAAGAGUGAAUUCCAAUGUGGUGAUUCUGACAUCACGGCACUCACUGCAUAUUCCAGACUUUAAAGCAAGCUAGCUACCGUGAUAGGACAAGUCGGUCCUCCGAUCAGGACGAAGAGACAGUCAGCAACUCACUGGAUAAUCACAUUCCGCCUAUUGGCCAAUGAAACUGAGGUGGCCACUGCAGAAUCCAAUGACUUUAUUAGUCCCCUUCAGCAUCACUGCUGCUCACUAUACGGCUGAUUAAGAGAACGUGUCGAAGGCUAUGCCCACGUACGGACACAUUCAUCAGUUACCUCACCCUCUAAGACUGGUAGCCCGUUAGCCUAGCUGAUGGCUACCCGGCGUGUCAACAGUUGGCGGAUAGUUGAACCGCCCUCAGUGAAGAUUAGCUGCGAAAUAAACAGACCCGAGUCUGACGAAUAAGCAGCCGAGGCCCCAAUCCCGGUCUUUUCCUACAGGCCGUCAACACAUCGACGAUUAUCACAUUUGACACCUGCUCCCACUCUCUGGACAUCGGUCUCUGGCGUCUCUUCCCUUGGAUGUUCGUCCUUGCUGACAUCCCAUGUGACUUUCUCGUGGCAGAUUUCUUCGCCGCUUUCGAUCUUCUGGUCGACUGCCGUCAGUCAAGUCUUCACGACCAGGCUACCAACCUCACUGACCGGGGUAUCUCUUCCUCCGACGCUUCCUGUCAACUCGCCCUCCCGGGCUCUGACCCCGAGAAUCCAUUUCGGCAACUACUCGCCAAAUACCCCGCCCUCACUCUUCCCAACUUCAACGCUUCUAUUCCACCACACGACGUUGUUCACCAUAUCCGGACCAUUGAUCCUCCCGUGUUUUCUCGCCCCCAGCCGUCUCGCGCCUGCACGUCUUGCUUCCGCCAAGUCCGAGUUCGAGCACAUGCUUCAAAUGGGCAUCAUUCGUCAGUCUGAAAGCCCAUGGGCCUCACCCCUCCAAUUGGUUCCAAAAACUGCAACUGGUGACUGGCGCCCAUGCGGUGAUUACAGGGCCCUGAACAACGUUACUGUCCCGGACCGCUAACCUGUCCCACAUCUUCAGGAUUUUGCCGGUGUCCUAUUCGGCAGGUCUGUAUUCUCGAAGAUCCAUCUGGUCCGUGCUUUCCACCAAAUUCCCAUAGCCCCAGAGGACGUUUCGAAGAAGGCCGUUACCACCACCUUUGGCUUCUUUCAGUUCCUGCGCAUGCCGUUUAGACUUCGUAACUCCUCUAAGACCUUCCAAAGGUUCGUAGACAGAGUGCUUUACGGCCUACCAUUUGUCUACGCCUAUAUCGAUGACCUGCUGGUAGUCAACUCCACCACCGAAGAACACCUGGAACAUCUGGCAACGGUGUUUGACCGCCUUCAACAAUUUGGCGUUGUUCUCAACCCGUCCAAAUGCGUCUUAGGUGUGCCCUCCCUAGAAGUUCUCGGUCAUCUGGUCGACUCCCAGGGCAUACGGCCUCUUCCCUCAAAGGUUGCCGCCAUUCGGGACUUUGCACUCUCUACCUCGAAGCGUCAGUUGCAACGGUUGUUUGGUAUGGUGAACUGUUAUCGCCGGUUUCUCGCGAAAUGUGCCGAUAACAUCCUACAUCUGACAAGUCUCCUCUCAGGUUCCAAGCGAAACCUUGAACUUACACCAGCAGCACUCACGCCAUUUGGGCAGGUAAAAGCCCUUCUGGCUGAUGACACCCUCCUGACUCACUUUCUCUGA